Molecule: messenger RNA, 2071 nt
Organism: Musa acuminata subsp. malaccensis (wild Malaysian banana)
Lineage: Eukaryota; Viridiplantae; Streptophyta; Magnoliopsida; Zingiberales; Musaceae
Source: RefSeq, a predicted model, not a curated record
UCUUCCACUCCUUUUGAUUCUUGUGGAGCACUCAAGGGAUGGGAUGCUUAUAAAUCUCUGCCAUUACCUCAAAUCUAGUCAAAGGAUCCAUUACAGGGAUGAAUGUUUUAAGCUUGGAAGUGCUCAAAUAAAGGAAACAGGGCCCUGAUAACAAUAAUUUGGCUUCAAAAGUGCACAAUUGGUAAAGUUACAUGGAAAGAUCAAACCAUGGGGUGCAGGUGAUUAUGAGAAAUCUUUUUCAUUAUGAAAUAUUGUGAGUACAAUUGAUGUGACAUCCCUACAACUGAUGAUAUGAGUCAUGAUUCACAUGAUCAGAUGCCAACUCCACUUGGGAGGUCUAAUGUGAUUCACAUGGUUUCUUUUCUAACAGGUGGACUCUCAGAAUGCCCAUCCCCUUGCAUUUCAAUCAUACCCUCGAUCUCAUCUCAUAUUUCAACUGUUCCUUCAUAUAAGCCCCACAUAUUACAAUGAAAAAUAGUAGAUGUGAUAGAUAGGAUUGACAAGAAUAACAGUUAAGAAAGUCUUAGGUAACUUGCAGAUGAAAGAUGGGAGAUGUGAGCUGUAAUUGUUAGGACUGACAUAGAUAGUAUGGUCAAGCAUGUCAAUUUGACAUGAUAGAAAUGGCUCUCAGACCCUUCACAAGUUGCUUUUUCUUUGACAGAUUAAUUUUAAGAAUGUUUCAGAAUGUGAUCCAACAUCUAAUCCUUCGGUAGUCAGAUAUAGGAGAAGUAGACGACAAAAGAUGGAGGGAAAUCUAAAGCUGAAUUGACAUCUAAAGAAGCAAUGGUAUCCUGUGAGCCUCCUCCAAGGACCACCAAACUUGUCACCAUGGAUGUGGAGAGUGUUCUUCACAUGAAAGAAGGGCUGGAUGAGGCCAGUUAUGCUCAAAAUUGUUCCCUACAGAAGAAGAGUAUGGAUGCCAUGAAGCAUAUCAUAGUGGAGUCAGCGGUAGAUGCUUACGCUUCAGAGAUGCCAGAAAGCUUCACUUUUGUUGAUCUUGGAUGCUCAUCGGGGAGUAAUGCCCUGCCUCUAAUCGGAGACAUCAUCGAAGCCAUUCAUGUGAUGGCACGACGGUCAGCGAAGCCAGCACCAGAAUUCAUGGUGUUCCUCAAUGAUCUUCCAUCCAAUGACUUCAAUUCUAUGUUUCUGAGCCUUCCAUUGUUCACUAAGAAGCUCAAAGAAGGCAUCGAGUUGCAUGGAGGCAUGGCUCCAUCUGUAUACUUUUCAGCAACUCCUGGUUCAUUCUAUGGCAGGCUGUUUCCAAGAGACAGCCUCAGUUUCAUCUACUCAUGCUAUAGCUUGCACUGGCUUUCCCAGGUUCCUCCAGGGCUUGUUGACAUCAAUGGCAGGCCAAUUAACAAGGGGAAGAUGUACAUAUCUAACACAAGCCCCCCUGUUGUUGCAUUAGCUUACUUUGAGCAGUUUCAGAAACAAUUCAGCCUCUUUCUCAAAUCAAGAUCUGAAGAGUUACAUCUCGGUGGGCGAAUGGUUGUCGCGAUGUUAGGAAGAACAACUGAUGAUCACAGUGAUAAGAGCACAAGAGUCUUGUGGGAAGUGUUAGACCAGUCUUUUGCCAUUAUGAUCUCACAAGAAAUGAUUGAUGAAGAGAAGGUUGAUACAUACAAUGUGCCAUUUUAUGCUCCGUCGGCGAGGGAGAUUGAAGAUGAAGUGCACAGAGAAGGGUCUUUUACGAUCGAUUACAUACAAACUCAUGAGCUGAGCACAAGCACUGGAGAUCCUCUAAAGGAUGCCAGAAUCACAUCAAUGGCCAUUAGAGCCAUACAAGAAUCAAUGAUCAGCCAUCACUUUGGCGAAGCAAUUAUCGAUACCUUAUUCCAUGUUUAUGGAGGACUGCUCAGUCAACUAAUGCUUAAAGAAGAAAUAAAAAGUUCUCACCUACUAAUUGUUCUAAGAAAGACACACUGAGUGAAGAAAAAUCAAUCAUCAGCACAUAAAGUUACUAUAAAGUCAAACUUUUUUAUCUACAGGUCUUCAUUGUAUUCAGAUUGUAGAUGUACAAUUUACCAGUACAUUUUAUUUACUCAAAGAUGUAUUAUCUUCUCUAAGACAA